Penicillium soppii is the source of this 969-nucleotide messenger RNA. Its product is annotated as Clr5 domain-containing protein. The record is from RefSeq and is a predicted model, not a curated record. Lineage: Eukaryota; Fungi; Ascomycota; Eurotiomycetes; Eurotiales; Aspergillaceae. The transcript is spliced from 3 exons. Bases 1 to 969 code for a protein of 322 amino acids.
AUGGACAAUAAUUAUCAACCGAUCUCUCCUCCCAGUGUCUUUCGACCCCGCAGAUCCGAUGAUUGGCACGAAUAUCGCGAGAUCAUCGAACAACUCUAUCGAAAUGAUCAGUUAAAACUACGAGAUGUGAAACGCAUCAUGGAACGGGAUUAUAAGUUCUUUGCCUCAGAAAAGCAAUACAAAGAUCGUCUUGCCGCAUGGCAUGUCCGAAAGAAUAUCAAAGCCAAAGAGGUCCACCUGAUGCUUCGCAAACAACAGAAGCGCGCCGCCCAAGGGAAACAGACUGCCUUCCGGGUGAAUGGGCAAAACGUCGACCCCAAACGAAUCGCUCGCUUCGUUCGUCGCUAUGGAACUUCCUGGGAUACCACUCGAGGCAAAGAGCCAGAGCCAGAGACCGGACCAGAGAGCCCUGAACCUCAAACCCCCUCCGACAUGACCUGCUACACCCCAGAACCAGCCGAUGACAUCGGCGUAGCGACACCCAUGUCAUCACUCCCAGAGAUGAACUCGCCCCGCGACAUGUCAACCUACCCCAUCAAUCCAUAUGGUAAAUCCACGGGCCCGCAUCCACCGACCAACCCCAUACACACACGUAUUGAUGGUCGGUAUCUCACUCUAGACCCAAACCACAUCGAAAGCCUCCCAGAUUUGAUCAUAGACGAGGACUCGAAUCUCCCCCUGGCCAUGCAAUCUAAUCGCCAAUACCACCCAAUAGCGAAUCUGCCACCCCAUCCUCAUUCCCGCGUACAUGCGCACCCAGGCCAGGGCCCGGGUCCGGGCCCGGUACCGCGCACUAUGAACGACGUCCCUAAUGAGGUCGACAAUCACCCGCCGGAUUGGAACACCGUGGAGUCGUUCCAGACGAGGUUGCAGGGGCUGGACUUUACGCUUACGCAGACUAUGUCGAAGUGGGCGCGGGAUCAGGAUCCUAAUCAGGAGAUUCCUCAUCACGAGGGAUUGGGGAUGUGA